GACUGACUGCAAUUAACUCUAUUUAUUAUUUAUACAUAUCCAUGUACAUCACUUGCACAGUCUCAAUCGAAUUACUUAACGGCUGUUCUUGGUCAAUUAAUCUCUUUCACAAUAACAGAUUCAUAGGCAGGGUGCGUGGAAACCCACAAUGGGACUUUUUGACGGGAACACGUGGGUGAUACCGGAAACAUUUUCCUUCUUUUCCAGAAUUUGUGGAAUUCUCGCAAUGAGUUGCAUUCUGAUGCCGGAGGAACAACGUUCCGUGCCAGAAUUAGUGUUUGUGGUCUCCUGUGCCGUCGUCUUCUUUCUCAACUGCUUCGAAUUUAUUGGGACACCGAAGGAGAACUUGAUGGUCCAACUACUCGCCGUUGGCGUAGGAAUCCUUGGUACUGCAUUGCUCCUUUUGACUGCAGAUUCGCUGCAUAACCAGAGGAGUGCAUUCUAUGCCUCGAUCUUUUCUGGAAUAAGCAUCUUUGGUAGUUUCGUCUCGGGAACAGAUUUUUACAUCCACGUGUUAAGUACGAGCAGUCUAUGAUUGAUGACGUUACAUGCAUAUGUGCAUUUGCAUCCUUUGUAACACGAGAUGUUUUCUCUCUCACUCAUAUUGCACAACACCCGUUGUUAUUAUUAUAUAAGUAUUUAGUUGUUAAAAUUGAAUCGAAAAGCUACAUAAAAAUACAUAUGUAUCUGUAUUCCAAAGGAAGAAUAAAAGAGUCAAAAGCAUG
Folsomia candida is the source of this 725-nucleotide messenger RNA. RefSeq lists its product as uncharacterized. The transcript has 4 exons. Bases 149 to 535 code for a protein of 128 amino acids. NCBI's taxonomy places the organism in Eukaryota, Metazoa, Arthropoda, Collembola, Entomobryomorpha, Isotomidae. The record is from RefSeq and is a predicted model, not a curated record.